Molecule: messenger RNA, 618 nt
Organism: Cajanus cajan (pigeon pea)
Lineage: Eukaryota; Viridiplantae; Streptophyta; Magnoliopsida; Fabales; Fabaceae
Product: DUF3339-domain containing protein
Source: RefSeq, a predicted model, not a curated record
ACAUACCUUUCUUCUUGUCUCGUUAACCCUUGUCUUUUUUUCUCAACAAGUUUUGCAUCACCUUCUCCUUAACCACCAAGGAAGUCUUCUACUUAUUGAGAAAGACCCACAUGGUCCUUAUUUGGGUUACUUUGAAACUCAAGCAUCAAGAGUGAGAAGUGAAGAGUGAAGAGUGAAGAGUGAAAAAAUGAGUGCUGAUUGGGGACCAGUUAUUGUUGCUGUGGCUUUGUUCAUCCUCUUAUCUCCGGGUUUGUUGUUCCAAUUUCCAGCAAGGUAUAGGGUGGUUGAGUUUGGAAACAUGAGCACUAGUGGGAUUGCAAUUUUGGUUCAUGCCAUCAUAUUCUUCUGCAUACUUACCAUCUUGAUUGUAGCAAUAGGCAUUCACAUACACAUCAAUUGAUCAAUCCAACUUCAUCUUAUAAACUCACCACAACAAUCUCCAUAUGUAUCUUUACAAUUUAAUUUUUCUUUUUUUUUUCUUUUUUUUGCUCCUUUGAUGUAUUAAUUUCUCUCUUUAAAGUUUUUCAUCUUGGUUACUUCUGGGAUACUGUGUAAACCAAAAUUGUUCAAAAUGGAAAAGGAGAUGUAUCUAUAGGAAUUAUGUCUUUGUUCUGCGGA